This is a messenger RNA of Acanthopagrus latus (yellowfin seabream), 2844 nucleotides long. It is a transcript of the gene abi3b, whose product is annotated as ABI family, member 3b. The transcript has 5 exons. The coding region runs from base 651 to 1922 and encodes 423 amino acids. The record is from RefSeq and is a predicted model, not a curated record. Gene Ontology annotation, molecular function: SH3 domain binding. NCBI's taxonomy places the organism in Eukaryota, Metazoa, Chordata, Actinopteri, Spariformes, Sparidae. Gene Ontology annotation, cellular component: lamellipodium.
GAUGUUGUGGAAUUCCAUUGUUUAUACAGGACAUCCUGAACAAUACAAUGUAUUUUGGCUUGACUGAAUAUUUAGUAAUAACAGUGUUCCAGCAUCAUCCAGCCCAGCUGGAACUUAAACUGAUACCAAAACGUAUGAGUGAACUUUCCACUGUUUGGGUAAUGCUGUCUGUUCUCUCUCAUCAUCAUCAUCAUCAUCAUCCUCAUCGAGUCUAAUGAGCAUCAGCACAUCCGCAGACUGUGAGACGCACUUUCUCUAGACUGCACUGACCUCUAGUGGACUUUAUAGGCACUACAAGUAAAACUGUCAAGUCCGUUCAUAAAAUGUGAUACACACCUGGAAUUAUAUUGGAAUCGUAUUUUAUAUUCUAUUAGAUGUGUUAGUGUCUUUAUACCACCAUAUUCUGUAAUAAUACAUAUGUCAGUGAGAUGCUGUGACCGUCAGAGGCAGAUGUUACCUGUCCUCCGGUGUCUCCGGGUGUCUGCAGGUAGCCCUGCCCUGUGAGUAUCUGCACCCUGCGGGAAUUCCGCGUUCAAACCAAACACUUCCCCGCCCCGACCGACUCCUGCCAGAUCUCUUCUACAUCCUUCUCCUCCGGUAGCGUCAGGGAGACAUUUAUCAGCAACAGGCGCUUUUGUCGGCCAGUCAAGAUGGGAGAAUUGACGGAGCAGAAGAAGUUCUCCGAAGUUAUUUCUCAGAUUUUACAGGAGGCGCCGGCUGCCAGGAAGGGUCUAGUUGACAACCAGAGAAACCUCCUCCAAGUGGCGGAUUACUGCGAAAACAAUUAUCUACAGGCAGAGGAUACGGCCAAGGCUACUGCAGAGGCCAAAGCUUUGGCUAUCCAGUCGCUGGCCAGUGUCACCUACCAGAUCAACAGUCUGGCCUGCACCCUGCUGAGGCUGCUGGACACGCAAGCCAUGCAGAUCAAAGAUAUGGAGUCCUCGGUCAACCUGCUCUCACUGGCUGCAGCUAUCCACUACGAGAAGGUAGCCCGGAGAGAGAUUGGUGCUUUCACGACCCCCAAAACCAAGAAUCGUGCCAAGCCUCUGACCCCACCGGCCUCAGGCAAGGAGACGGAGAAAAGCUACAAUAGAGUGUCGAUAUCGUACUCCAUCUUGGACUCCAUCGGACACAGUUUUUUUCAGGUCACUGAGCAGCAGCCCAGAAAGAGAGCAGGGACAACAGACAGCAUACAGAGCACUGCAUCCAGCGACAUCCCUGUAUCCCAUCUUGGCAUUGCUGUGCCUCCACCUUCAGUCCCCACCUUGCAAACCAUCUCCAACCCUACCAACGUCAGCCUGCCUCCCCCUCCUCCUCCCACUACCAAUUUGGACCCCACUAUGCCCUCUCCACCACCACCGCCGCCUCCCUCCAUGGACACUGGACUCCCCCCUCCACCCUUCUUGACCUCACCCACCUGUGUCCCGCCACCUCCCCCUCCGCCAGCAAUCUCUCCGUCACAUGGCAUGUACCCGCCUCCACCUCCCCCUGUAGGGGGGGGCUGCCCUCCUCCUCCGCCGCCUCCUCUAGUAUCCGGAGGCAGUCCACUUCCACCACCACCUCCUCCACCUCCUGCAGUGGGAGGUGCCCCUGGUCCUCCUCCUCCUCCACCACCACCACCACCUCAGACUGGCACAUCUGGUUUUGUGCCACCACCACCUCCUCCACCUCCACUAGGGUUAGGAGCUGUGCCCCCUCCUCCUCCACCACCACCACCUCAGACUGGCACAUCUGGUUUUGUGCCACCACCACCUCCUCCACCUCCACUAGGGUUAGGAGCUGUGCCCCCUCCUCCUCCACCACCACCACCUCAGACUGGCACAUCUGGUUUUGUGCCACCACCACCUCCUCCACCUCCAUUGGGGUUAGGAGCUGUGCCCCCUCCUCCACCACCACCACCACCUCCUCCACCUCUACACUAACAGACAUUACUGUUCAUGUUAGUGGAUGAUUUUAACUCCUUGUAGAGUGUCUCUGGCGGUUAGUGAGCAUGCACGGUUUUCUUCCUCAGAUGAAUCUGUGAGGCGUGUACAGUGUGGAGGAUAUUUUCAGGCCUGAGAUCAACGUUGAGCAUAAAUAAAAGAUUUUAAACAGGAUGUGUGUCGCGGCUUAACCCUGAGAGGUUUUGUGACAAUGGUACAAUGUGAGCCUCAAAUUAUACAUUUUUGUCUCUGGGACUCCUUCAGCUGCAGUCCAGAUACCUCCAACAUGUUUUGACAACACCUCGGCUGCAUUCCUAAGCAACAAGCUACAACAUGGACUCCCCUGUAUGCUCUUAUCUAUUUUCCUGGUUAGCGCUCUGCCCUUUAUUAUGACAUAUUUCUGCUAUUUAAAACCACUGUUGGACUCAAAGCUUGGGUGUGGGUGUGGUGGUGGGGGGGUGUACCUACAUUUGGAUUUUUCAAAGUAGGGAAACUCAGAAUGCAAAACACAGAUAGUUAGCUACAUCUGCGCACUUGACUUCUUAAUUCUCAGCAACUUUAUGUUUAAGUUGUUAUUGACAACAUUCAGUCACUAAUUGUGGCAUUCUGUUGCUCCCCCUUCCAUUGUACUCACGAUAAGUCUCCGCUGUUGUUUGAACCAUCUGCCCCCAUCUAGUGGCUGCCAGUUUGUUGUAGCUAACAUUGCUAAUGCAAACGUCACGAGCGUCAGCUAACAUUAACGUUGCUCUAUUACAGCACAUUCUGUGUUUUUUUCACCCCAAUCUGGCAACUAAGACUGUCGACACUGACAAAACACAGACACCAUGUAAUACCAGCGGUGUUGUACUGUUGGCUGACAAACCUUGUUAGAAGCUGAGAGCAACUGUCAGAGUUCUUACACAGAGAUAAACAAAACAAUCAU